ACGGCCGCACGCAAUGCGCCCUCGACAAAACGUAUCCGAACGUUCCAAUAACUAAUUUAUUUUACACGUCUAUGCUACAGCAAAUAUCCGAACAUUCCAAAAAAGUGACAGAUGAUUUUUUAACUUUUUUUGUUUUUUUUUUAAACAUAAACAUUGACAAUGGAAGUUAGUGCAAUGCCACCGAUGCCACUGGACUUUUCUAUGGUACGGAAUGACAGCGGCUCACCAGGGGGAGGUUUGAGAGAAGAAUCUCCGAGGCCGGUGUCAAACAGCGCUUUCAGAGUUGUUACUCCAAAAGGUGUUUCGGCCAGUGAAGCCCUGAGAAACGGCAUCUGCCACUCGCUGUGGGGCUCCAGUGUGCAGCGCCCGGAGCCCAGGCUGGCCUCGCCUCCUCCGCCGCAGACUCACGAUUCUUAUAAUGUCAGAGAAGAAAUCAAAUUCGGCAUCAACAGACUUGUUGGGGAAAGACACGAUGAAGAAGAAGACGAGACGCAUAAUAUAGAAACAGUCAGACCUGAUAAUGUUUCUCCAAACUCCAGAUGCGGUAGCCCUUGUUGGGCGCCAUCACCUCAAUCUCCUCGUUCGAUUCGUUCUAGUUCCCCUGAACUAGAAGUAGAUUCUCCCCCCUCAUCACCUAGAAGACCGCCCGAUUCAUCACCUCCUUUAAAAAGAUCAGAGGCGUUUUCAGUAAGCGCUCUUCUAAGACCAGAUGCGCCGCGAGUACAGCCACAGAGACCAUUCCUAUAUCCACCGCUUCCUUUCGCGGAGUUCCUCAGAGAUGCGGGUAGUCUUGGUCUUCCUGGUUGGGGUGGUUAUAGUAACUUAUACCUUCACGCUGUUCAAGCAGCCGGCCCUGAGUUACUUCGACUAAGAGCUGCGGUAUUAGGUGCUCCUAGCCCUUUAACCAGACCAUUGCCUAUUGGAGAUGUCUACUCGUGUGUUAAAUGCGAAAAGAUGUUUAGCACCCCUCAUGGAUUAGAAGUACACGCUCGAAGGUCUCAUAAUGGGAAGAGACCAUUUGCCUGCGAAUUGUGCAGCAAGACUUUUGGACAUGAAAUCAGUCUCAGCCAGCACAGGGCUGUGCACAGCGUGGAGAAGGUGUUUGAGUGCAAGCAGUGCGGGAAAACAUUCAAACGGUCGAGCACGCUGUCCACACAUCUGCUGAUCCAUUCAGACACGCGUCCCUACCCCUGCCAGUACUGCGGGAAGCGCUUCCACCAGAAGUCAGACAUGAAGAAACAUACAUACAUCCAUACAGGUGAGAAGCCUCACAAAUGCCAAGUUUGCGGCAAAGCUUUCAGCCAGAGCUCCAAUCUGAUCACACACUCGCGCAAGCACACUGGAUUCAAGCCGUUCGCGUGUGAGCUAUGCGGUCGUGCCUUUCAGCGCAAGGUGGACCUACGAAGACACAGGGAGACCCAGCACGCAGACCUCAGGGCACCCCAGCAUCUGCCCCACACUGACGUGCAUGGUAUGCACGCUCAGGAUAUGCAUGCGGUCGAACACCGAAUAGACCUACGUCCCCCGCACCCCGAGCUGCGCCCCCCGCACCCCGACUUCCGCAGCCACCUGAGCAGCGCUGUACCGCCCCUGCAGGCAUUGCCCUCCUGAACCUCGGCAGCCUUCGCGCCGUCCGACUGGCGUUGAGGCAAUACCACAUUUAUCUCCUAAGUGUUAGAAUUCAAUUUUGAGUGGGCGCUUCGUGUACCUAGGCUUGCACCAAAGAUUCUUUCGACGUAUCAAUGUGAUUUUAUUGUAAAAGUUCAAUCUGUCAGGAAAAUUUACAAUUCGAUAAUACAGUUACCUACGUAUUAAGGUAGCUCAGUAGAUUUCUGAUGCCUGGGUUUUUAUUUUGCCAUAUUUUUGAAAAAACUCCUGAUCUUUAUUGUUGUGUAUCACUUUCUUUAAGUAAACAUUGAUGUCGCAUAUUAAAUCUAUUUAAUCUACAGACUAAUAUGGCAUAUGAGGUAAUUCGAGCCGUAGCGACGAAUGCAAUUAAGAAAUAAAUGUAUAUACCGAGUGAAUAGGCACUUACUAAGCUAGCGCGUACCAUCUUUCGACCAA
Papilio xuthus (Asian swallowtail) is the source of this 2064-nucleotide messenger RNA. RefSeq names its product zinc finger transcription factor senseless-2 (gene sens-2). NCBI's taxonomy places the organism in Eukaryota, Metazoa, Arthropoda, Insecta, Lepidoptera, Papilionidae. Gene Ontology annotation, biological process: regulation of transcription by RNA polymerase II; embryo development. The record is from RefSeq and is a predicted model, not a curated record. The coding region runs from base 160 to 1611 and encodes 483 amino acids. Gene Ontology annotation, molecular function: DNA-binding transcription factor activity, RNA polymerase II-specific; RNA polymerase II cis-regulatory region sequence-specific DNA binding. Gene Ontology annotation, cellular component: nucleus. The transcript has 6 exons.